AUGUACCGGGAGUGGUGGCUGAACCUGGUCCGCGAGGACCCGGGCCACGUCGUCGUCGAGACGGCGCUGAUCGCCUUCAUCGUCUACAUCCUGUUCUUCAAGAAGACUCUCAACCCCAAGGACCUGUCCAAGCCUAACUUGUCUAGCCGAGAGAUCGACGAGAUCAUCGACGACUGGAAGCCGGAGCCGCUGGUGCCGCCGCUCACGGAGGAGGAGACCUCCGAAGCAGAGAGCAUGCCGGUUGUCCAAGAGUUCAGCGGCCCCUACCUGCGGGUGGAAGGCAUCGAGAAGCCGCUCCUAAACAUGGCCAACUUCGACUUCCUGGGGAUGGGGCAGAGGGAGGAGCUCAAGCAGGCGGCGGUGCAGGCGUUGGACAAGUACGGGUGCGGCUCCUGCGGGCCCAGGGGAUUCUACGGGACGAUAGACGUGCACACGAAGGGGGUAGAAGAGAAUGUGCAGACGGGCAUCAACCUGUCGCGGAGCACUGUCCGGACGUUCAAGCACAACGACAUGGACGAUCUGGAACGGGUUCUCAAGGAGAUCGCGGCGGAGGACAAGAAGGUGAAGAGGAACGUGCUCGACCAGCGGCGGUUCAUCGUGGUGGAGGGGCUGUACCGGAACUACGGCGACCUGUGCCCGCUGCCCCGCCUCCUGGAGCUCAAGGUUGUGGAUCACCAGCGGCUGUCGGCGGCGGGGUACUGCUACUCAGCAGCGGCGCCCCCCUUCACCUCGGCGGCCGCGUCUGCCGCCUUGGGCAUGCUCAGGGCCGAGCCCAACUUGGUGGCGGCGCUCAGGACUAACGCCGAGUUCUUGCACGGGGCCGUGGGGGCUAUUCCCGGCCUCAAGGUGACGAGCUGCGCGCUGUCUCCGAUCGUCCACGUCGCGCUCGCGGGGGAGCAGGAGGCUGCUGCCGUCCGCUUGGUGCUGCAGGGCAUCGCCAAAAGGUGCGCGGAAGGCGGAGUAGCCCUAACGACGAGCACAUACAUCCCGUCAGAGAAGUUUCCCCCGCCACCAACAAUCCGCAUCACCACCAACGCCCUGCACACCCGAGAACAGCUGGAGCAAGCCGUGCGGGUGCUGGCGGAGGCAACUGCGGCGGCAUUGGUGCCGGUUGAGGGUUUGUAG
Molecule: messenger RNA, 1125 nt
Organism: Ectocarpus siliculosus
Lineage: Eukaryota; Phaeophyceae; Ectocarpales; Ectocarpaceae
Source: the annotation of a GenBank genome assembly